Magnolia sinica is the source of this 1020-nucleotide messenger RNA. RefSeq names its product ADP-ribosylation factor-like protein 2. Lineage: Eukaryota; Viridiplantae; Streptophyta; Magnoliopsida; Magnoliales; Magnoliaceae. The coding region runs from base 96 to 653 and encodes 185 amino acids. The transcript is spliced from 5 exons. Gene Ontology annotation, biological process: protein folding. Gene Ontology annotation, molecular function: GTPase activity; GTP binding. Gene Ontology annotation, cellular component: microtubule cytoskeleton; cytoplasm. The record is from RefSeq and is a predicted model, not a curated record.
AACGCAUCUGCCAGAAGCCGGACGUGCUACCGGACAGAGAGAGAGCUUAGAUAUCUACCAUUGUCGAUUUCGUUUUCUGGCCAUUGAAAUCUGAGAUGGGUCUUCUCAGCAUUAUCAGGAAAAUCAAAAGGAAGGAGAAAGAGAUGCGCAUCCUCAUGGUGGGUCUUGAUAAUUCUGGAAAGACAACGAUCGUACUCAGAAUAAAUGGCGAGGACACAAGCGUCAUUAGCCCCACCCUCGGUUUCAACAUCAAGACCCUCAAGUAUCAGAGAUAUACCCUCAAUAUAUGGGAUGUUGGUGGCCAAAGAACGAUUAGAUCUUAUUGGAGAAACUACUUUGAACAAACAGAUGGCUUAGUUUGGGUUGUUGAUAGUUCAGAUGUCCGAAGGUUAGAUGAUUGCAAAAUGGAGCUGGAUAAUCUCUUAAAGGAAGAGAGAUUAUCUGGAGCAUCUUUGCUGAUACUAGCAAAUAAGCAAGACAUACAAGGUGCUCUUACACCUGCAGAAAUAGCUAAGGUGCUGAAUUUAGAAGCCAUGGACAAGACGAGGCACUGGAGAAUUAUCGGUUGUAGUGCAUACACUGGGGAGGGUUUGCUCAAGGCAUUUGAUUGGCUGGUUCAGGACAUUGCCUCUAGGAUUUAUGUCCUCGACUGAUGUAGCCUGUAUGACUUCUUGAUGUUUAAAUUCAAGCAAUUGUCAUUUUGAAAGAAAUUCUCCCUGUGCUUUUGGGAAUUUUCCAGAAACAGCAGUUUGUGAGGGGGACACCUCAAAUUUCAGGUAUGGAGACUUGCCAGUGAUGUUGAAUCAGAAGUGAACUGAGGACCCAUGUUACUUGAAUUUCAACCCCGAUGACACUCGUCUCCUAGAUGUGUCUGUCGUGAAUAGCUUUACUUUCCAGUCAUUGCUACUGUUCCUGCAUCUAAUUGCAUCUGGUGACAAAAUUUUUACAUUCUAUUUAUGGAAGUGCAUGUGAUGGUGAGUUGAAAUUAAGUAUCCAUUCUGUGAUAGGUGAUUUAUACUA